AGUAGAAAGAGAAACAAAAAAGAAAAGGCUAGAGAGAGAGAGAGAAAGAGAGAGACUGAGCGACCAACCCAUGCCCUUUUCUUUUCAUUUUUUUUUUUUUCUAUUUCUCUCAAUUUUUUCUUACUUUCUUCUCUACCUUCUCUUCCACAAAAACAAACCCUAAUACACAGAUAUAGUAAAAGAAAAGGAAGGAAAAAGAAAACCCUCCCGUAAGAGGGUUUUGGUUUUUAGCUUUCAUUUCUUUUAAAUUAUCUAUCUCUGCAAAACCCCAUCAAAGAAGUUCAUGAUCCGUGGGUUUUUUAUUCUCAUCUCUUUCAUACUCAAAGACAAAUCCAAAAGCAAUCCAAACACUACUGUCCCCGUUGUUGUAGAUCAGUGAAACCUUUAAAGACCCCAUGGGUUUUGGUACUUUCUGAAUCUCUCUCUCUCUCUUUCUCUUUUUUCUUCCAGAAACCCACCCUUUCUCUUUCUUAACUUAGUCAUAAAUGAGUCUCUCUCUGUAAAACAAAAUCUCUCUCGCAGAAACUUUCUUUCUUCCAUAUCUAUCUGUUUCCUUUUUUUUCUUUCAAUUUCUUUGUUUGUUUCUCGGGAAAAAAAAAGAAAAAAAAAGGAAAUGGAUUCGGGAAACAGUGGGAGUAUGCAAUCUUCAAGUGGUGGAGACGAAGAGUACGAUUCACGCGCCGAAUCGAUUUCAGCUCUGUUGAGUAACGCGGCCACUCAUCAUCAUCAUCAUAUUGGGUCGUCCAUGGGUGCUAACCCAACACAACCACAGACCCACCACCACCACCACCAUCAUCAUCAGUCUGCUUCGAACUCCAUGUUCGAUCCUCUUUCCCACUUCUUCGAUCCAUUAUCGUCGCGGCAAAUUCCACUCGCAAACCCAAAUUCACUCCUCAAUCUGGAUAUGCCUUGGUCCAAAUCCUUACGAUCCGACCCGAAUUCCAUCGAUCUUGGUGGUUUAAUCCCUUCAUCUUCUUCAACCCAACCUUUUUUCACCACCACCACCAACAACAACAACCAAUUAGGACACACCACUGCCGCCGCCGCCGCCGUCGGUGGCGCAGCAAGAGACGGCGGCUCUUCUUUUCCGGCCGUUCAGAUCUCUCCGGAGAAUGUUUCAAGAGGUUCGGUUUCAGGUGCUCCGAACGAGCAGAGCAUCAACAACAACACAAACAACAGCAAUAGCAACGUCGUCGUUCGGAACCCGAAGAAGCGAUCAAGAGCUUCAAGGCGUGCACCGACCACGGUGCUGACCACAGACACCACGAAUUUCCGAGCCAUGGUUCAAGAAUUCACUGGGAUCCCAGCUCCUCCAUUCACAUCUUCACCUUUCCCGAGGACCCGAUUGGAUCUAUUCGGUUCGGGUACUUCCGUUAGAUCAGGACAUUUAGACCCUUCACCUCCUCCUCCUUAUCUUCUCAGACCAUUCGCUCACAAGAUCAAUCAACCCCCACCACCAUUUUCAUCAUCAUCAUCAUCAUUUUCUUCUUCAAUGGUACUUGAUGGUUUAGUCUCUAAUUCAACCAGUACUACCAAUAUUGGUUCUAAUUCAACCUCUUCAAUUAACUACCAACAACAACAACAACCCCACAAUAAUAGCACCAAUAAUAAUCUUCUUAACAUUGGAGGAGGCAUGCAAAACCCACUUCUCAAUUUCCAAUCCCUUCUUCAAACCCAACAACAAAAAUAUGCUUCGUUAUCAUCGUCCACUUCCUCCAUUAAUCCUGCAACUGAUCAUCAUAAUUCUUCUUCCAAAAUGGUUGGUGGUGGUGGUGGUGGUGGUGGUGGUGGUGGUGUUCUUGAAGAGUUUGGUUUGAGCCAUGGGAAUGUUAACUCUCAUCAGCUUACCGGUGGUGGCUUCCGCAACAUACUCUCGUCGUCUUCCAACGGAGCAUUGUCGAGGAGCAGUGAGAGUAAUCCGACGACGACGAUGGGCAACUGGAGUAUAGGUGGUGGUGGUGGUAGAGUUGGAUCUUCAAACAACAACGGCAACAAUAAUGAAGAUCAAAGUCUUCUGAGGUCUUUAAAUGGUGGCAGUUACGGUAAUAAUCCUGAACGGCCGGUGGUUACGAAUGGUAAAUUGAACUUCUCGGCUUCUUCUUCAUCGGAUUUUCAUGGCGGCGAUAAAGGGACAGAGAAUGUUACUACAGCAGCUGCUAGAAGUGAAGGAGUGAUUGGUGGCGAGAUUUGGGGUAUCGUUAGCCGCCGCAAUCUCUUAUUACACCAUUCUAUUAUCUCUUCCCAUGUGUCCGUGUUUCAUUCUUUUUCAUUUAUUUGUUUUUAUUUGUUUAUAAAAUAUGAUGCUUAUGAACCGCCAGUAGUUUCACGCCAGGUCCAAAUAUAAAUUUCGACUAGUGCAUUAUCAAUGCA
This is a messenger RNA of Ziziphus jujuba (common jujube), 2370 nucleotides long. RefSeq lists its product as uncharacterized. Lineage: Eukaryota; Viridiplantae; Streptophyta; Magnoliopsida; Rosales; Rhamnaceae. The transcript has 2 exons. The record is from RefSeq and is a predicted model, not a curated record. Bases 614 to 2344 code for a protein of 576 amino acids.